Messenger RNA from Phascolarctos cinereus (koala), 942 nucleotides. RefSeq names its product PHD finger protein 5A (gene PHF5A). The record is from RefSeq and is a predicted model, not a curated record. Lineage: Eukaryota; Metazoa; Chordata; Mammalia; Diprotodontia; Phascolarctidae. Gene Ontology annotation, biological process: mRNA splicing, via spliceosome.
CCUGGAGGUCAGAGGUCGAGCGGAAGCGGCGGCGGCAUCCGGCGACCGGCCUGAGGGAAGGCGAUGGCCAAACAUCACCCGGAUUUGAUCUUCUGUCGCAAGCAGGCCGGUGUCGCCAUCGGGAGGCUGUGUGAAAAAUGUGAUGGCAAGUGUGUGAUCUGUGACUCCUAUGUCCGUCCCUGCACAUUGGUCCGGAUAUGUGAUGAGUGUAACUAUGGCUCCUAUCAGGGGCGCUGUGUGAUCUGUGGGGGCCCUGGAGUGUCGGACGCCUAUUACUGCAAGGAAUGCACCAUCCAGGAGAAAGAUCGAGAUGGUUGCCCAAAGAUUGUCAACCUGGGGAGUUCCAAGACUGACCUUUUCUAUGAACGAAAGAAGUAUGGCUUUAAGAAGAGGUGAUUGGCUUGACCCUCAUUGCCCCACCGCCAUACUGCUGCCCCAGCUCGAGAAGACACCCUCACCACCAUGGAAAGGGGAAAAUGGGACCCAAGGAGCACCAGAUUUGCCGAUGACUACCUCCCCCUCUACAUCAUUUCCACCCCUGUCCCCUCACCCAGAAAUGUGGCAGAGGAAAGAACAGGAUUCUGCCUAGGUAACAGGUAACAGCUAGAAAUGGGAUCUCAGAUGGCCCUUUCUUGUGUAUAAGAAGCUGGGGCGCAGUCUUCUCGAAGGCUAGCAUCAUGUUAGUCCAGUCUUUGGGGAGCUGCCCAUGAAACCCAGCAGCAGCAGAGUGAGGAAUGUGGUCUUGCAGUCAGCUCCUCAAGAAUCACCCUCCUGAGCACUAGCAGCAUUUUAGGUGGGGUGAGAAAUGCGUCAGAGCAGUCACAGUGGGCUGCCGCUGUGGCCAGGCAUGCCUCUGGGGUCACGGUCAUCACAUUUUCCUUUUCUCCUGAGCAAAGAUCUUCUCUGUAGCCGGUGUUAAUAAAGUUGGUGUUUUCUUUUCUA